AUGCUUCGAAUUCUUUCACUUUUACUAACCUUGAUUCCGAUCACACAUGGAAUAAAUUGUGUAUCUUGUACUGGUUGGAGUAACUCAGGAUGCAAUGAUCCGUAUGAUGAAACUACAUCAGGCGAUCUUCCAGUUCCAGGCAAUACCUAUUGUUUAAAAGUGGUCUAUCCAAACUAUAUAGAAAGGAUGGCUGGUGGUCGAACAUGUACGCCUGGAAGUAGUGUUGGUGGUAGCGUCCGUUAUUGUUGUUCCAAUAAAGAUUAUUGUAAUCGAACAUCAAGUUGUACUGCUUCUUUGACCGUUAUUGAUAGUUAUGAUAUAUUUAGUAGUCGGCUAUCAUCAUUACCUUCCAAUCAAUCAUUUAUUGCAUUACUCAGUGCAAGUAGAUCAAGCAAACGUGCUCAAGGUUUUGUAAAGAAUUGA
Messenger RNA from Rotaria sp. Silwood1, 423 nucleotides. The record is from the annotation of a GenBank genome assembly. Lineage: Eukaryota; Metazoa; Rotifera; Eurotatoria; Philodinida; Philodinidae.